GACAGCGGAUUCGACCAAUCAUACGCGGCAACGACGCAAACGCCUCGGAGUCAGCCAAUAGAAAGCUGCUUGGGGCGGGACGCUCGUCUGACACUGAUUCAGUCGCAGGAGGAAACUAAAACAGUAGUUUGACACCGUGCCGAAGACAUGUGUGGAAUAUUUGCGUACCUAAACUAUCACGUCCCUCGCACCCGCCGUGAGAUCCUUGAGAUCCUGCUGAAAGGUCUACGGCGGCUGGAGUACCGCGGCUACGACUCGGCAGGUGUGGGCAUCGAUGGAGGAAACAGUAAGGACUGGGAGAGCAAUGCUAAAACCAUCCAGCUGAUCAAACAGAGAGGCAAAGUCAAGGUCCUGGAUGAGGAGAUCCACAAGCAGCAGGACGUUGAUUUAGAUGUCGAGUUUGAUGUCCACCUUGGUAUCGCACACACACGCUGGGCCACACACGGCGUUCCCAGUCCCGUCAACAGCCACCCACACAGAUCUGACAAACACAACGAGUUCAUUGUCAUUCACAAUGGAAUCAUCACCAACUACAAAGACCUGAAGAAGUUCCUGGAGAGUAAAGGUUAUGAGUUUGAGUCAGAGACCGACACGGAAAGCAUCGCUAAGCUGGUGAAGUACAUGUACGACAACCGCGAGAACGAUGAGGUCAGCUUCGCCACACUCGUGGAGCAGGUCACCCAGCAGCUGGAGGGAGCCUUCGCCCUGGUGUUCAAGAGCGUGCACUUCCCGGGAGAGGCUGUGGGAACAAGGAGAGGAAGUCCACUGUUGAUGGGUGUGAAGAGCGACCACAAGCUCUCAACGGAUCACAUUCCCAUCCUCUACCGCUCAGGUGAAGCUGGUAAGGACAAGAAGAGCUGCAGUGGUUCUCUACCCAGGAUGGACCAGGACACCUGCCUGUUCCCUGUGGAUGAGAAGGCUGUAGAGUACUACUUCGCCUCUGACGCCAGUGCCGUGAUCGAACACACGAACCGAGUCAUCUUCCUGGAAGACGACGACAUCGCUGCUGUGUCAGAAGGUCGUCUGUCCAUCCACCGGAUCAAACGCAGAGUGGGAGAUCAUCCGGCUCGCGCCAUCCAGACCCUGCAGAUGGAGCUGCAGCAGAUCAUGAAGGGUAAUUUCAGCUCCUUCAUGCAGAAGGAGAUCUUCGAGCAGCCGGAGUCUGUCGUCAACACCAUGAGAGGCAGAGUGAACUUCGAUGACAACACAGUGACAUUAGGAGGACUGAAAGAUCACAUUAAGGAGAUCCAGAGAUGUCGGAGACUCAUCCUUAUUGCAUGUGGAACCAGUUAUCAUGCAGGAGUAGCAACCCGUCAGGUGUUGGAGGAGUUAACCGAGCUGCCCGUCAUGGUGGAACUGGCCAGCGACUUCCUGGAUCGCAACACACCCGUCUUCCGGGACGAUGUGUGCUUCUUCAUUAGCCAGUCAGGCGAGACAGCAGACAGCCUGAUGGCACUGAGGUACUGUAAGGAGCGCGGCGCCCUCACCGUGGGCAUCACCAACACCGUGGGCAGCUCCAUCUCCCGCGAGACUGACUGCGGUGUCCACAUCAACGCCGGGCCUGAAAUCGGAGUGGCCAGCACUAAGGCGUACACCAGUCAGUUUGUGGCCCUCAUCAUGUUCGCCCUGCUCAUGUGCUCCGACAGAAUCUCCAUGCAGCCCAGGAGGCGGGAGAUCAUUCAGGGCCUCAAAGUGCUGCCAGACCUGAUAAAGGAGGUGCUGAGUCUGGAUGAGGAGAUCCAGAAGCUGGCCACCGAGCUCUACCAGCAGAAGAGCGUGCUCAUCAUGGGCCGAGGCUACCAUUACGCCACCUGUCUGGAGGGGGCGCUGAAAAUUAAAGAGAUCACCUACAUGCACUCGGAGGGAAUCCUGGCAGGAGAGCUGAAGCACGGCCCUCUGGCUCUGGUGGACAAACUCAUGCCUGUUAUAAUGAUCAUCAUGAGGGAUCACACAUACAUCAAGUGCCAAAACGCUCUGCAGCAAGUGGUGGCAAGACAGGGUCGUCCCAUAGUGAUCUGCGACAAGGACGACUACGAGACCAUAAAGAACUCGAGCCGCAAUAUCAAAGUACCGCACUGUGUGGACUGCCUGCAGGGGAUCCUCAGUGUCAUCCCUCUCCAACUGCUGUCCUUCCACCUGGCUGUGCUCAGAGGAUACGACGUGGAUUGCCCAAGGAACUUGGCAAAGUCGGUGACGGUGGAGUAAAAGCCCUCGUGUGUCAACACCUUCAGAAUGUGACCUUUUAAAAACACACACAUGCAUACAGGAAAACAAAAUGCAUUUCUUUCUCAAACUCUUUUUACCUUGUUCCCUCUUCUGAGCCUCCGUGUGAGGAGUAGCAGCUGUUGAUUGUUUCGUCCUUUUUCGUUGGUUGGUGGUGGCAGGGUGUGGAGCGUCUGUCUUUAACACACUUCCUCCUCCGUGAUGGCUGGCUUCGUUUGUCCUGUUCAUUUCUGUUCAUUAUCGUUAGACGCCAGAUAUAUCUCUGUUGCACCUUUAGCAUAAGAGAAAAUAAUCGCCAAAAAAUAAAACCCUUACAUUAUUAUGUACAUAAAUAGUAUUGCUAGUCUAUUUAUACCAGCCAUCCCAAAUACUUUAUCUGAAACCUUCAUGCUGAUUAGUCUCGAUCCCAUGGACUGUUACAUCAUUUAUUUUAUCAUGCACAGUUACCAUAGCCAGUGCUGCUUUGUCGCAUCCAGAUGUUUAACUCAUAUAUCCAGUGUAGCAGUGCAUGCAAUGUUCAACGCAAGGUAAAUACGUAGACGUGUUCAGAAACGUCACACGAUUCCGCCAUGCACACUAAAGCCCGCGUCGGCGUAGCGGGAUCAACAGCGUUCUUCAUCGAGAAGAAUCCAGAUGUUUAAUCGCCAUGUCGUUCAGUGCCUUCACCUGGCACACGUUUCUCACUAGUUACUGAAGUCCUGACUGCAGGGAAUUUUUCUGAUUUCUGUAUUUACUUGAAUUUUUAUCUUCUGCAUAGUUACACAAGUUUCUGUCUUUACCUCUGCUCUGGAAGCUUCUUUAGCCGAGUUUUCACCGAACCUAGUCGUAUACAUACCGAGGUGGUGCUAAAUCUGAAGACGUGGAUUCAUGUUAAUGAAUAACUUUUGGUUCAUUGCUACAGUAGCACUUCACGAUGUCGGUCUGGUGAUAUCCACAUGUAACGCCUCCGUUCUGUUUCUGUAUUGGAGACGUUUAUUUAACAUGAAUGGAAGGAGUCUCCAGUGUCAGGCUCUAAAUCCUUCAGGACGGAGGACGUGUAGGCUUUCCGUUUUCUCUGUAACGUUAUAAAUUCGUGUCUGAUGAAAGUGCUAAAUCGUGAGCUUCACAAUAAUCUCCAUGUAUUUUUUGUUUUGUUUGUAUUUUUUAAAUAAAAAUUUUUGUUUGUAAGUUUACAGUGUAUCUGCCAGUGGAAGCAGAAAAUCACCGAAAACAUGAAGUCAAUCUAUUUUCUUUCUUUCUUGUCAUUUGUUUUUGUGUACACAGCUACUCCACACCAUGCCACCUGCCUCCUCUUUGAAUGUUACCAGGGACCAUCCGCUUUAUUCUUGUGCUUUAGUUCGUGGGUUUUUCCUUUUUUGUUCUAUAUUAAUGUUGUUUUUUUUUUACUGGUAUAUUCUUUAUUAUUUGUAAUGCCUAUAUGUAAUUUGUAAACCUAUAUAAGUGUAAAAAUCUCAUCUUGUUAUUUUGAAUUUUCUCCUUUUUUGUUCUUGAAAUUAUUGAUGAUGAUGAUGAUAAUAAUAAUAAUAAUAAUAGUUAUUGUUAUUAUUAUUAUGGUGAAAUGGCUUGCUUGAUUGAUUGAUUAGUUUUUCGAAGGAUCAGGCAGGUUUAAAGCUGAAGUACUAGCAACCCUUCUCUAUUUAUUGAUAAUCAUCUCGAUUCCCUUCUCUUCGACUCUACCUGUUUAUUUAAGCCCUUUAUUAUUAGCAGUCAUGUUGGGGGCGAGUCUGCGUUUUCACCGUAAUCCCAGCGUGCAGUAAUAUGUUUAGAGUCUAAUAUCGAAUAAUCCUUAUACAUAAAUGCUGCUGAGUCUCUUGUAACUCUCCUCCGAGUUUUAGAGCCUUCUUUCCUGAGUGAAAUGACGGCGCUGUGUCAUCCAUCGUGUUUUGAAUGUUGGUGAUGGGAUUUUAUCUACGACCCGAGUAGUUGCAAUAAAAUAGUCAACAAUUA
Molecule: messenger RNA, 4170 nt
Organism: Hemibagrus wyckioides
Lineage: Eukaryota; Metazoa; Chordata; Actinopteri; Siluriformes; Bagridae
Product: glutamine--fructose-6-phosphate aminotransferase [isomerizing] 1
Exons: 19
Coding region: 148-2205 (685 amino acids)
Biological process (GO): UDP-N-acetylglucosamine metabolic process; carbohydrate derivative biosynthetic process; fructose 6-phosphate metabolic process
Molecular function (GO): L-glutamine:D-fructose-6-phosphate transaminase (isomerizing) activity; carbohydrate derivative binding
Source: RefSeq, a predicted model, not a curated record